AUGGCCUCUCAAGAAAGCAGCACGGAUGUUGAGGCGCUCUACGUCGCUCUUCAGGAAAAGUUCCAGGAGACGAAAAGAAAGCCUCUCUACAUCGGCACCGUCCCACUGGAGCCCAACGUUUCCAAGCUCUUCUUCUCCAAGGAAGGCUUAACUGGUGCUGGCGUCGUCGAUUUCAGUCAACCCACAGAGGGCCAACUCGAGGCGUUAGCGGCCGCCUGUCAGCCAGCGACCUUCGGCCUCGGUCAGCAGGACAUACUGGAUGAAUCCUACCGAAAGGCAGGGAAGAUGGAUGCCGCCAACUUCGCGGCUCAGUUCACGGCGUUCACUUCUGGAAUCACAGACAGAGUCGGCGAGUUUCUCCUUGAGGCACCAUCAACUCCACAAUCCCUUCGAUUCGAGUUGUACAAGCUAAACAUAUACGGUCCUGGCUCAUUCUUCAAGGCCCAUGUCGACACUCCUCGCAGUGACAAAAUGAUCGCAUCCUUAGUUAUCGUCUUUCCUACUGUUCAUGUCGGAGGAUCGCUCCUCCUUCGUCACGAAGGACAAGAGUGGACAUUCGAUUCUCCUAAGCUCGUUUAUGAGGACGGCAAGCCGCGCGUCGCCUUUGCGGCCUUCUACAGCGACAUUGAGCACGAGGUCACCCCGGUCAACUCUGGAUAUCGUGUCACCCUUACCUACAACAUCUACUCCGAACCUGCAGUCUCUCCAUCAUCCAAUAUAUCUUUUGGCCUGGAUAGGGACGCUCCUCUCCGCGAGACCCUCUCCGCUCUCCUCCAGCACCCCGACUUUCUUCCGGACGGCGGCUACAUCGGCUUCGGUCUAUCGCACAAGUACCCAGUCAACCCCAACCUCCAACUCUCCAAAUUAUCCGGCAACCUCAAAGGAACCGACGCCGACAUCUACCGUGUCUGCCGCUCCCUCUCUCUCGACACCGCCCUGCAAGUCCUCUACUGCCGCUCCAAGCAGCAGAAACAGGUUUACACCCUCAUCGACCGCUUCGUCGAGUAUAGGGCCGGAUACGGGAACAUCGACACAGACAAUUCGUCCAUCACCGUCUCGCUCUCCCGCAUGUCAAAGGGCAGGCUGGUGGUCCACCAGGACGGAGCGGAGAGCACGGAAGAAGAGGAAUGGCGUCAGGAGGAGUAUAGCAGGUACAACCCGCAGUUGAUGGUGUGGGUGGGGAGGUCGCUCCUAGAUCGGAGGAACGCUCUGAAGACCGCGUAUGUUGCGCAUGGGAAUGAGGCUUCGUUGGCUUAUGUCUAUGGCCAGCUUUGUCUGGUCGUCCAUGUUGCGCCCUUCGCAGAGCGUGUUCCUAAGGCGCAAGCAGAAACGUCUGAGAUGGAGCCCAGUGGUGGCUCGUGA
Messenger RNA from Cyclocybe aegerita, 1362 nucleotides. NCBI's taxonomy places the organism in Eukaryota, Fungi, Basidiomycota, Agaricomycetes, Agaricales, Hemipholiotaceae. The record is from the annotation of a GenBank genome assembly.